AUGUUCUUGUCUACCUCUGUAUAUGUCUGGUUUUUCAUAAGUUUCUCUCUUCUCUCCCCCAUCUAUCUAUCUAUCUAUCUAUCUAUCUAUCUAUCUAUCUAUCAUAGUCUCUGCAAGUCUAUCUCAAUAUGUUCUUGCCCCCUCUCUCCCCCCUUUCUCCCCUCUCUCUCCCCCUCUCUAUCUCUCUCCCUCUCUCUCUCUCUCUUUAUAUAUCACACUUUCUAUACCUGGUUUUUGCAGCUCUCUAUCUUAUUUAUAUAUAAAUUUAUAAAAAAUUUUAUUGUUAUGUUAUAUACAUAUAUACGUAUAUCUAUCUAUCUAUCUAUCUAUCUAUCUAUCUAUCUAUCAGUCUAUCAAUCUAUCUAUCUAUCUAUCUAUCUAUCUCAGUUUGUUCAUAUCUAUCUAUCGAAAUCUAUUCAUAUAUUCUCAUCUAUCUAUCUAUCUAUCUAUCUAUCUAUCUAUCUAUCUAUCUAUCUAUCAUCAUACACUGUUCCUAUCUGUCACUCUAUCGCAGUUUAUUUCUAUCUAUCUAUCUAUCUAUCUAUCUAUCUAUCUAUCUAUCUAUCUAUCUAUCUCAGUCUUUUCACUAUCUAUCUAUCUAUCUAUCUAUCUAUCUAUCUAUCUAUCUAUCUAUCUAUCUAUCUAUCUAUCUAUCUAUCUCAGUCUUUUCACUAUCUAUCUAUCUAUCUAUCUAUCUAUCUAUCUAUCUAUCUAUCUAUCUAUCUAUCUCUCAGUCUUUUUAAAAAUCUAUCUAUCUAUCUAUCUAUCUAUCUAUCUAUCUAUCUAUCUAUCUAUCUGUCGAAAUUUGUUUAUAUGUAUCUAUCUCAGUUGUUAUCUAUCUAUCUAUCUAUCUAUCUAUCUAUCUAUCUAUCUAUCUAUUCAUGUCAGCCUGUCCAUUAUCUAUCUAUCUAUCUAUCUAUCUAUUCAUGUCAGCCUGUCCAUUAUCUAUCUAUCUAUCUAUCUAUCUAUCUAUCUAUCUAUCUAUCUAUCUAUCUAAGUCUGCUUCUAUCUGACUGUUUCUAUCUAUCUAUCUAUCUAUCUAUCUAUCUAUCUAUCUAUCUAUCUAUCUAUUUUUUCUUUCAAUCUCUCUAUCUUGGCCUUAAUGCCUUGCAUCUAUCUAUCUAUCUAUCUAUCUAUCUAUCUAUCUAUCUAUCUAUCUAUCUAAGUCUGUUUCUUUCUUUCUAUCUCAGUCUGUUUCUUUCUAUCUCAGUCUGUUUCUAUCUAUCUAUCUAUCUAUCUAUCUAUCUAUCUAUCUAUCUCAGUCUGUUCAUAUCUAUCUAUCGAAAUAUAUCUAUCUGUCUAUCGAAAUUUGUUCAUAUCUAUUUCAGUCUCAUCUAUCUAUCUAUCUAUCUAUCUAUCUAUCUAUCGAAAUCUAGCGACAUUUUCGGAAUAAAUUGGUUGAUUCAUUCGAAAAUGGCCAAACUUUUAUUUUUGGCUGAUUCCAUCUAUCUAUCUAUCUAUCUAUCUAUCUAUCUAUCUAUCUAUCUAUCUCAGUCUUUUCACUAUCUAUCUAUCUAUCUAUCUAUCUAUCUAUCUAUCUAUCUAUCUAUCUAUCUAUCUCAGUCUUUUCACUAUCUAUCUAUCUAUCUAUCUAUCUAUCUAUCUAUCUAUCUAUCUAUCUAUCGAAAUCUGUUUAUAUCUAUCUCAAGCGACAUUUUCGGAAUAAAUUGGUUGAUUCAUUCGAAAAUGACCAAACUUUUAUUUUUGGCUGAUUCCUAUUUAACGACUCUUCCAUCUAUCUAUCUAUCUAUCUAUCUAUCUAUCUAUCUAUCUAUCUAUCUAUCUAUCUAUCUCCAUGCUUUCAAGCCAACUUUAAUCUUCAAAAAUUUAAAUGCAAUAUCAAUCACUAUCUGCUAUCAACGAGCCAAUCCAGUCGAAACGACCCAUCUAGCGACACGGCUUGCUUCUUAUUUAUGUGACGUGCCAUUGUGA
Messenger RNA from Acanthosepion pharaonis, 1932 nucleotides. NCBI's taxonomy places the organism in Eukaryota, Metazoa, Mollusca, Cephalopoda, Sepiida, Sepiidae. The record is from the annotation of a GenBank genome assembly.